UGUUAAUAUAAGGUUCAACUCAGCGUAUUUAGGAACAGACAGCAUAAUUGUUUAAAGUGUUUUGGAACUGAAGCUAACUCUAGACUUCAAUAUGAGGUUUUUUCUCCUUUUGGCUUUGAUAUCAAGCAGCCUUUUCCUCACUAGGGCUCUACAACCUCUUGGAAAAGGCUACAACAGCCACUGCAUGUGCUUGAAACUGGAGUCCAGGGUAAUCCCUCAACAAAGCCUGCGCAGUGUAGAAAUCUUUCCUAGAGGCUCUCACUGCAAGAAUACAGAGGUCAUUGCUGGCUUGAUGAGUGGAGAAAGGAUCUGCCUGAAUCCUCACACUAAGUGGGUUAAGAGUCUAAUCCUGUACAUUGAGAAGAAAGAAAUCAUGAUGAAGAAAGCAUAAAGGACAGAAAAAGCUGGAUGCCUGUGAGGAUGUGCUAUAUCAUGCACAUAAUCAGAUCAAACUAUGCAAAUCAUAAAUCAAUGUCAAUCAAAGAAUUAAAAAAAAAAUGGAGAUAUCAUAAUAAACAUGUGUCCUUGUCUUGCGAUACUGUAAAUGCCUGUGAGAUGAUUCAUUAUCAAUGUUACUUUAUGGAAAAUUGUUUAUAAAACAAAUAGAUUAAAAAUACGGCUGCUUCAUUGAUUAUAUGGAAAACAGAAUGCAUUGUUAAGAACCAUAAAUCCAUAAAUGAAGCUAUGAGAUCACAUAACCUAUAAAAACUGACUAACCUCUGGAUUUCAAAGUUUUUUACAAAUAAAAAUCUAAAAAAUG
Clarias gariepinus (North African catfish) is the source of this 760-nucleotide messenger RNA. RefSeq names its product interleukin-8-like. The record is from RefSeq and is a predicted model, not a curated record. NCBI's taxonomy places the organism in Eukaryota, Metazoa, Chordata, Actinopteri, Siluriformes, Clariidae. The coding region runs from base 92 to 391 and encodes 99 amino acids. Gene Ontology annotation, molecular function: CXCR chemokine receptor binding; chemokine activity. The transcript has 3 exons. Gene Ontology annotation, biological process: inflammatory response; cellular response to lipopolysaccharide; chemokine-mediated signaling pathway. Gene Ontology annotation, cellular component: extracellular region.